Messenger RNA from Paramuricea clavata, 1461 nucleotides. The record is from the annotation of a GenBank genome assembly. NCBI's taxonomy places the organism in Eukaryota, Metazoa, Cnidaria, Anthozoa, Malacalcyonacea, Plexauridae.
CAAAAUCACCGGAAUUUCAGUACUGGGAGUACCAAAAAGUCGAGAUGCAGCUGCAGUACAUGACCAACGAUGAAUGCAGAUCGGACUUCAGAGUGGACUUGGCAGAUCUAGCUGUCUUGGCAGAAGCUUUGAGAAUCCCGGAGAAGUUUGUUUGCCCCAACCGGACGGUGGCAACAGGGAUGGAAGGUCUUUGCGUUGCUCUUAGGCGUUUUGCUUAUCCCUGCAGGUUCAGUGACAUGAUACCUCGCUUCGGUCGCUCUGUUUCAGAGUUGUGUUUGAUCGCUUCAGAGGUGACUGACCAUAUAUAUAAUACACAUGGUUAUCUUUUGACCGAUUUAAACCAACCUUGGCUUCAUCCUGAUCGUCUUCAAGAAUAUGCUAACGCAGUUCACGACGCUGGUGGCGCUUUGGAGAACUGUUGGGGAUUUGUCGAUGGCACAGUAAGACCUAUCUGUCGCCCUGGAGAAAACCAGCGCGUCAUGUAUAAUGGCCAUAAACGUAUCCAUGCCAUCAAGUUUCAAUCUGUUGUGGCACCUAAUGGCCUUAUUGCAAAUCUUUAUGGUCCAAUAGGUACAUUUUAUAUUAAAUAAUAUAGUGUAAUGCAUUACUUAUUUCCUACAGUGUCUAACCAUACAGUAUAUUCUUAUAGUGUAUGGAUUUAAUAAUUUUUGCAUACACUUAUAUAUUUUAUAGUACUUAUACUUUAUAUACUUAAUAUAUGUGCUUUUGUUUUUAGAAGGAAAACGACAUGAUGCCGGGAUGUUAAGAAUGUCCGGCCUUCUUGACCAACUGGAUCAACAUUGUAAUACCCCCCUUGGUGACCCUCUAUGUAUUUACGGAGACCCUGCUUACCCAUUAAGAAGACAUCUCCAGAAGCCAUACCAGCAUCCUAAUCUUGAUGAAAGGCAACUUGAGUUCAACCGGUCGAUGAGUUCCGUUCGGGUUAGUGUUGAAUGGGUUUUUGGUGACAUUAUUAAUUAUUUUAAGUUUAUGGAUUUUAAGAAGAAUUUGAAAAUUGGAUUGAGUGCUGUUGGGAAGAUGUAUUCUGUGUGUGCCCUUUUGCGAAAUGCAUUAACUUGUCUUUAUGGCUCAACUACAAGUUCUUAUUUUGGUGUUGACCCUCCUACGCUGCAAGAAUAUUAUCAACUAAAUUAGAAUGUGGUAGUGAAUAGACUUUAUGCACAAUGACAUCACAAGACUUGAUGCCUGUGGGGAAUGCUGGUCUUAGUAGUCAUUGCUUGGGAAAAUUUCAAUGGUGGCCAUUUUUAAUUGUUUAACUUUCCUGGGCAAUGACUACUAAGACCAACAUUCCUCAUGGGCAUCAAGGCUUCUGAUGUCAUCAUGCAUAAGGUCUAUUACACAUGUAAGAACACACAAGUUGUUACAAGCCUGCGGCAGACUUAUGACCAAAUUGCUGCCUUGCUACAAGCUGGGACGUAGUGAAGCAUCUGAAGUUGGGGG